Erigeron canadensis is the source of this 2015-nucleotide messenger RNA. RefSeq names its product transcription factor bHLH62-like. Gene Ontology annotation, biological process: regulation of DNA-templated transcription. The coding region runs from base 219 to 1724 and encodes 501 amino acids. The transcript has 8 exons. Gene Ontology annotation, molecular function: protein dimerization activity; DNA-binding transcription factor activity. Lineage: Eukaryota; Viridiplantae; Streptophyta; Magnoliopsida; Asterales; Asteraceae. The record is from RefSeq and is a predicted model, not a curated record. Gene Ontology annotation, cellular component: nucleus.
GCUUUUCUGUUAUUACCCAACUGGCCCCCAACUGCUCUCUAACACAUACAUACAUUAUACAUACACAAACACACCUUAAUCUUUCACACACUUGAGUGACUUCCAAGACCCAACUAUAUUUAUAUAUAUUUAUCAUAUAUACACAUCCUCAAAGUUUCAAUCUUUCUUCCAUAAUUCACUCAAACACACAAUACCCACUUGAGGAUAUCUGAUCAAAAAUGGAAAAAGAUGGUUUUUUUAAUGCCCAUCAAACCAAUGGAAUUGGAAUCCCACAAGCCUGGAAUUCAAUCUUUGGAAUGGAAUUGGAAACCCAAGUUGGUGAAAUGAAUUCUAGCUCAAAACAGAAUCCCAAUUGCUUUUUUAAUGGUAAUUGGGAUCACUCUGUGGAUCAGAGCGAUCCCUUUGAAUCGGCAUUGAGUUCCAUUGUCUCGUCUCCGGUCAGCUCACACCCCGGGAUUCCAAUUCCGGGGCGUGCCAUUACAGGAGGUGAGAGUGUAGUUCUAAAAGAACUUAUUGGCAGAUUAGGAAGUAUAUGUAAUUCUGGUGAAAUAUCACCAGAAUCUUGCAUUCAAGGAAAUAAUAGUACUAAUACAUCAUGUUACAACACACCGUUGAAUUCGCCACCAAAGCUUAAUCUUUCAAUCAUGGAUCAUCAUUUGAACAAGAUUCCGGGGAAUUUGGGAAUUCCCCGGAAUCACCAAUUACCACCUGCACCAUUCCCUGCAGAUCCUGGGUUUGUUGAAAGAGCUGCAAGGUUUUCUAGCUUUGGCAUGAAAGAAUCAGAAUUCCCUCAAAUGGUGGAAUCAGGGAUUCCAUCUUCUGCUGAGAAGAAGUUUAGUAGUAGAUUGUUAAUGUCUUUGAAUCAAGAAAACAACAAGGAGUUGGAUAAUUCCAAAGAGGAAUCAUCUUUGUCUGAACAAAUCACCGGAAUCGACAAAGGUCAAAAUGUAAAUGCUAAUUGUAGAAAACGAAAGGCCAUUUCGAAAGGGAAAGGAAAAGAAACCCAAAUUAGUACUUUGUCUGCUAAAGAUAACAAGGCGGAGAAAGAGGAAUCAGAUGCAAAAAGAAGCAAGUCAGAUGAAGAAGGGAAUGGAAUGGAAAAAGAAAAAGAAAAGGAAAAGGAAGAGGGGAAUAAGAAUCCGAAACAAACAAAGGAAAAUGCGAAAUUAGCAGAGCCACCAAAGGACUAUAUUCAUGUCAGAGCAAGAAGGGGUCAAGCUACUGAUAGUCAUAGUCUUGCAGAAAGGGUUAGGAGAGAAAAGAUUAGUGAAAGAAUGAAGUUCCUUCAAGAUCUUGUCCCUGGUUGUAACAAGGUGACCGGAAAAGCUGUUAUGCUUGAUGAGAUUAUUAACUACGUACAGUCAUUGCAGAGGCAAGUCGAGUUUUUGUCAAUGAAAUUAGCAACCGUUAAUCCUAGGACAGAUGUGAACAUGGAAGCACUUUUAUCUAAAGACACUCGGGCUUCCAUGAUGAAUGCCAUGAACCAUUUGGAUGCAUCGGUUCAGCCAUUUUAUGGCAUGGUUCAUGACGGGCCAGAGAACCCAUUGAUGGCUAUGAUGCACCGUGCUUCAAACAUGAAACCAUCACAUAUUGAUGGUUUUGGAGAAGCUUCUGCGUUUUGGGAAAAUGAUCUUCAGAGUGUUGUACAGAUGGGAUUUGGCCAAAAUCAAGGACCAAGCUUCCACGGAACAAUAGGCACGGGCCAAAUGAAAGUUGAACUAUGAUAUCAAAUUUGUUGACUUAAUUAUAUAGGCCGUUAGUCAAGAAGAACAUUUGUAUAGAGAAAGGAAGAAGACAUAUCUUCACCUGAUAUCUUAUUUUUACAAAAAAAUUUGUUUGUAUAAUCCUAGAACUAAUUUCUAUAAGUUUAUCGUCGCAGUGGUGGGAGUACUAUAAACUAUGUAAAAUGUUGUAACAUGUUUGCAAGGGUUGAUGGGAAGAAAGAGCCUGCAACCUUGUUUUUUUCACAUAAUUUCUUAACAUUAUGAUAUAAAUCUAAUCAUUAUUUUUGCUUA